CGUUCCGCUCCCACUCGAAAUUGUUGGUUCAAUUCCGCUCCACGCCACACCACACGACACCAAAACAGAAGACGUUGAUAACGCAAUCGGCGUACCCUUCCACCGUGUCCGCCCAACCACCGAAACAUUCACCUCAAUAAACAAAAUCCACACCAUAGAAAUACCUUACCCGGUUUUUCUGUAAUUUUCGUUUCUAUUUUUAUUUUUUUACCUCUCUCCUUUCCUUUCUCUUUGUUUGUACCCUUUCCAUGGCUAAACCCAAGGCUCCACGCCGAACCCUAGACUCAUACACAGUCAAACAUAUUAACAAAACCUUUAGAGCCGGGGAUUGCGUGCUCAUGCGACCCUCCGAUCCGUCGAAACCGUCGUACGUGGCGAGGAUCGAGCGGAUCGAAGCUGACUCGCGAGGCGCCAACGUGAAGGUGCACGUGCGCUGGUACUACCGCCCGGAGGAGUCAAUCGGCGGCCGCCGCCAGUUCCAUGGCUCCAAGGAGGUUUUCCUCUCCGAUCACUUCGACGUUCAGAGCGCCGACACCAUCGAAGCCAAGUGUACGGUCCACAGCUUCAAGAGCUACACCAAGCUCGAUGCUGUUGGAAACGACGAUUUCUUCUGUCGUUUCGAGUACAAUUCCUCCACCGGCGCCUUCAAUCCUGACAGAGUUGCUGUGUAUUGUAAAUGUGAGAUGCCCUACAACCCUGAUGACCUAAUGGUCCAGUGUGAGGGCUGCAGUGAUUGGUUUCACCCUGCUUGCAUAGACAUGACUGUGGAGGAAGCUAAGCGACUUGACCACUUCUUUUGUGAAAGUUGCUCUGCUGAAGGUCAAAAAAAGUUGCAAAAUUCUCACUCUACUUCAAGACACUCAGAUACAAAGGUGGAGACUAAACGUCGGCGAAGGUCAUAGGAGUGAUAAUAGUAUAUAUAUGGCAUAAAAUGCAGUAGAGAUCUAUAAUGGAGGUCUUAGAGACCUUGCUUUUCUGAUCCUGCUAGCUACCAAACAAACACGGAGACGAUGUUAUCGAAAGUAAACUAAUUUGGAAGUGUUUGUGAUAUCUAUUUGGUUUGAGUAUUCAUAAUCAGCCUGUUUGCUUUGGAAGUCGAGGAAAUGUUUCCGUUGUCUAUAGUUAUGUAAUGUAGAUUCUAACAACUCCCCCUUCCGGUCCUUGUUCUUACUCGGGCUUUGUAUAGUAUCCUUUACUUAUUUAUCAGCAGUAGACAGACACCGUUCUUUUUACUUAAACGUAGGUUUCGACUUUCGGUCA
This is a messenger RNA of Arachis stenosperma, 1260 nucleotides long. RefSeq names its product chromatin remodeling protein SHL-like. NCBI's taxonomy places the organism in Eukaryota, Viridiplantae, Streptophyta, Magnoliopsida, Fabales, Fabaceae. Gene Ontology annotation, molecular function: chromatin binding. The coding region runs from base 249 to 902 and encodes 217 amino acids. The record is from RefSeq and is a predicted model, not a curated record. The transcript is spliced from 5 exons.